AUGUUGCUGCUUCAGUGCAGAAAACCAACUUCUCUUCCAAAGCCAUGUGACCUGGUACCAAAUGUAAAGAUGAGUCUCCUUGUUUUCCUGGGUCUGCUUGGUGUCUCUGCUGCCAUGCCAUUCCAGAUGCCAAUGCCCCGAAUGCCUGGAUUUAGCAGUAAAAGUGAAGAGAUGAUGCGAUAUAAUCAAUUCAACUUCAUGAAUGCCCCACCAAUGAUGCCUAUGGGCCCAUAUGGAAAUGGUAUGCCAAUGCCUCCACACAUGCCUCCACAGUACCCUCCAUACCAGAUGCCCAUGUGGCCUCCACCAGUACCCAAUGGAUGGCAGCAACCCCCAAUGCCCAAUUUCCCAAGCAAGACUGAUCAAACCCAGGAGACUGCCAAACCCAACCAGACCAAUCCACAAGAGCCACAGCCACAAAAGCAGCCUUUAAAGGAACCACCAAAUGAAGCAGCACGGGCCAAAGAUGAAGCCCAGCCACCUCAGCCAUUCCCACCAUUUGGCAAUGGACUUUACCCCUAUCAACAACCACCAUGGCCAAUUCCACAGAGGGGACCACCAACAGCGUUUGGACGGCCAAAGUUCAGCAAUGAAGAAGGAAAUCCUUACUAUGCAUAUUUUGGAUAUCACGGCUUCGGGGGUCGUCCUUAUUACUCAGAAGAGAUGUUUGAAGAUUAUGAAAAACCCAAAGAAAAAGAUCCUCCUAAACCAGAGGACCCACCCCCAGAUGACCCACCCCCAGAGGCUUCUACAAAUUCAACUGUGCAGGAUGCUAAUGCUACUCAAUCAAUUCCUGGAGGCGGAAAUGACACCAGCCCAAUAGGAAACACAGGCCCUGGGCCGAACACUGGGAACAAUCCUACAGUUCAAAACGGUGUCUUCCCUCUCCCUAAAGUUAAUGUUUCAGGCCAGGGAGUACCAAAAAAACAAAUUCCGUGGAGACCAAGUCAGCCAAAUAUUUAUGAGAAUUAUCCUUACCCAAAUUAUCCUUCAGAAAGACAAUGGCAAACCACUGGUACCCAGGGGCCUAGACAGAAUGGACCUGGCUACCGAAAUCCACAAGUUGAAAGGGGUCCUCAGUGGAAUUCCUUUGCUUGGGAAGGCAAACAAGCUACUCAUCCAGGAAAUCCAACUUACCAUAAACCUCCCUCUCCUACCUCCGGAGUUAAUUAUGCAGGAAAUCCAGUCAAUUUCGGAAGAAAAUUACCAGGGCCAAAUAAACCAUUUGUGGGAGCCAAUCCGGCCUCAAAUAAACCCUUUGUGGGAGCCAAUCCGGCCUCAAAUAAACCCUUUGUGGGAGCCAAUCCAGCCUCAAAUAAACCCUUUGUGGGAGCCAAUCCGGCCUCAAAUAAACCAUUUGUGGGAGCCAAUCCGGCCUCAAAUAAACCCUUUAUGGGAGUCAAUCCGGCCUCAAACAAACCCUUUAUGGGAGCCAAUCCGGCUGCAAACAAACCAUCUAUAGGAACCAAUCCAGCCGCAAACAAACCAUCUAUAGGAACCAAUCCAGCCGCAAACAAACCAUCUAUAGGAACCAAUCCAGCCGCAAAUAAACCCUUUGUGAGAAACAAUGUAGGUGCAAAUAAACCCUUUGUGGGAACCAAUCCCUCCUCAAAUCAACCAUUUCUGAGAAGCAAUCAGGCCUCAAAUAAACCAUUUCUGAGAAGCAAUCAGGCCUCAAAUAAACCAUUUGUGGGCACCAAUGUGGCCUCAGUGGGUCCUAAACAGGUCACUGUUAGCCACAAUAUGAAAACUCAAAAUCCAAAAGAAAAGUCACUAGGUCAAAAAGAAAGAACAGUCACUCCUACCAAAGAUGCAAGCAACCCCUGGAGAACUGCUAAACAAUAUGGAAUUAACAAUCCAAACUAUAAUUUGCCUCGCUCUGAGGGCAGCAUGGUAGGCCCAAAUUUUAAUUCCUUUGAUCAACAAGAAAACUCCUACUUCUCAAAAGGAGCUUCCAAAAGAGUACCAAGUCCUAAUAUACAAAUCCAAAGCCAGAAUUUGCCCAAAGGAAUUGCUUUAGAGCCAAGAAGAACCCCAUUUCAAUCAGAAACUAGAAAACCUGAGUUAAAACAUGGCACACACCAGCCUGCAUACCCUAAGAAAAUCCCUUCUCCUACAAGAAAACAUUUCCCUGCUGAAAGAAAUACCUGGAAUCGUCAAAAAAUCCUUCCACCCUUAAAGGAAGACUAUGGGAGGCAAGAUGAAAAUUUACUUCAUCCGUCCUAUGGCUCUAGAGGAAAUAUUUUUUACCAUGAAUAUACCAAUCCUUAUCAUAAUGAAAAAUCACAGUACAUUAAAAGCAAUCCAUGGGAUAAGAGGGUCAGCUCUCCCAGUACUAUGAUGCGGCCAGAAACCCCACAGUACACCAUGACUUCUCUAGACCAGAAGGAGACAGAGCAGUACAAUGAAGAGGACCCAAUUGAUCCAAAUGAAGAUGAAUCUUUUCCAGGACAAAGUAGAUGGGGUGAUGAAGAGAUGAACUUCAAAGGAAACCCAACAGUUAGGCAGUAUGAAGGUGAGCACUAUGCCUCAACCCUAGCGAAGGAAUACCUUCCCUAUUCCUUAAGUAAUCCACCAAAACCCAGUGAAGAUUUUCCUUACAGUGAAUUCUAUCCCUGGAACCCACAGGAAACUUUUCCAAUAUAUAACCCAGGUCCUACUAUAGCACCACCUGUGGACCCCAGAAGUUAUUAUGUUAAUAAUGCCAUAGGACAAGAAGAAAGCACUCUCUUUCCUUCAUGGACCUCCUGGGACCACAGGAAUCAAGCUGAGAGGCAGAAAGAGAGUGAGCCAUAUUUCAACAGAAAUGUCUGGGAUCAGUCAAUGAAUUUACACAAAUCUAAUAUACCAAACCAUCCUUAUUCCACUACCUCCCCUGCUAGAUUUCCAAAAGAUCCAACAUGGCUUGAAGGUGAGAAUUUGAACUAUGAUUUACAAAUUACUAGUUUAAGUCCACCAGAAAGAGAACAGUUGGCUUUCCCAGACUUCCUGCCUCAAAGUUACCCAACAGGUCAAAAUGAAGCACACUUAUUUCACCAAAGUCAAAGAGGGUCUUGCUGUAUUGGUGGCUCCACAGGACAUGAAGACAAUGUGCUGGCUCUACAAGACUACACUUCAUCCUAUGGUCUUCCACCAAGGAAGAACCAAGAAACCAGUCCUGUGCAUACAGAAAGCAAUUAUAUCAAGUAUGCAAGACCUAACGUUUCCCCAGCAAGCAUCCUACCUAGUCAAAGAAAUAUCUCAGAGAACAAACUAACUGCAGAAAUCCCAAACCCAAGUCCAUUUGGAGAUGGUGUGCCUACUGUGAGAAAAAAUACUCCAUAUUCUGGAAAGAAUCAACUAGAGACAGGAAUUAUGGCCUUUUCUGAAGCCAGCUCUUCUCAGCCAAAAAACACACCCUGUCUUAAAAGUGACCUUGGAGGAGAUCGGAGGGAUGUUCUGAAACAAUUUUUUGAAGGCAGCCAGCUGAGUGAAAGAACUGCUGGCCUUACUCCCGAGCAGCUCGUCAUUGGUAUUCCUGAUAAAGGCUCUGGCCCAGAUAGCAUACAAAGUGAAGUCCAAGGGAAUGAGGGUGAGAUGCAGCAGCAAAGGCCACCUACCAUCAUGAAGUUGCCAUGCUUUGGCUCCAAAUUAGCAAAAUUUCACUCUUCUACCACUGGACCUCCAACUAACAACGGAAGAACGACCCUACUUAAUGGUGCUCUCUCCACACCCACUGAAAGUCCUAACACAUUGGUUGGGUUAGCUACUAGGGAACAAUUUAAAAGUAUAAACGUAGAUAAACUUAAUGCAGAUGAACACACUACACUCGAAUCUUUUCAAGGAACCAGUCCACAGGACCAAGGCUGCUUACUGCUUCAGGCUUAG
Mus caroli (Ryukyu mouse) is the source of this 3867-nucleotide messenger RNA. RefSeq names its product enamelin (gene Enam). Gene Ontology annotation, cellular component: extracellular matrix. Lineage: Eukaryota; Metazoa; Chordata; Mammalia; Rodentia; Muridae. Gene Ontology annotation, biological process: amelogenesis; positive regulation of enamel mineralization; ameloblast differentiation. Gene Ontology annotation, molecular function: structural constituent of tooth enamel. The record is from RefSeq and is a predicted model, not a curated record.